CCUCCCUAUAUAUAGGGGAGAUCAGUUUCCAGUUGCCUCUUUUUGUUUGUCUUGCGUACAAUGCAAUGGCCUGUUAGUUACAUAUAUAGAGUUGUUCAGUAGAGGUGUUCAGCUAGACCUUGCCUCUACUGCUCCCAUUGAGGAGCUUCAUGACUGCAAUAUCACACCUUGUUCCUAAGCUCUUUGGCAUAAAAACUCUAUACUGAGCCCCCAGGCUGUUUUCUUCUGCCUCUAUAUUUUGGAUACCAGAGGUCCAGCUGGAGAAAACAAUCAUCUGCCACUGUGUUCAGUGAUUCAGGCAAACCUUAUUCGGUUUUGGAUCCAAGAGUUUGUGCAGGAGGGAACCCAUCUGAUACCAUCUAACUGCCCCUGUGCUCUGUACUGUCAGACUUCAUUCGAAAUGGCACACUCCCAUUCAGGCACAGAUGGCGGCUCUGCCCAGUUAUCCAUGCCCGCUGAGACUGAUCAUUCGGGGGCGGCUCCAAGGGUAGGAAACACCAGCUGGUGCUCCUGUGAAAACUGUGUGCCGAUGCCGAGUCUGCUUGAAUCUUUCUGCUGCCGAGAGGAGGAUAAACUGAAGAAGUACUUUAUUGGAAGGUAUUCAUGUAUCACACAGGUGAACGAGCUGCUUCAGUUAUGCAGUGAAGAGAAAAUCCUUGAAAACACCGGCAGAAAUGUAGAACAAGUUACCAACAUGUUCAUGCGUCGGGCCGCUUACAGAAACAUCUCAGACUGGAUCCAUGGUUCUUUAGGCUCCGGUAAUCGUAUUCCAUUACCAUCUUGUGUUGUGCAGCUGGUCCGUCGCAGGUAUCCUGAGCCUGAUGCGAACUAUAUGGGAUUUCAAAACCGGACUGAAAUGGCAGAAGGAGUGGCUGAUGAUUAAUCAUGAAUUACUAACUUUAUAGCAGGGGUCCUUAAACUUUUUAAACAGGGGGCCAGAUCACGGUCUCUCGGACUGUUGGGGGGCCAGACUAUAGUUAAUUCUCAAACUAUGCGCCCCCCCGCCCCCUGCUGCGCCCUCAACCCUGGCUACUACCUGCCUGUCUCAGUGUGGUCCUCAGCCCCAGUGCAUCAUGUCACCACGGCUCACCGGCAGAUACUAAUGAUGCUGGACGUGUCGGCCGGUGGGACCUGGGGACAACAUUGGGGCCAAGGACCAUGCUGAGGCAGACAGUUAGUAGCCAGUGGUGAGGACGCAUCGGAGGUGUGGGCCGGGUAAAUGACCUUGGGGGGGCGUAUCCGGCCCGUGGGCCGUAGUUUGAGGAACCCUGCUUUACAAAUUUAAAGUUGUAUUUUAUUUUAUUUUAAGAAUUGUCAAGGUAAGAUAGAGAUGCAAUAUAUCAUUUUGCAAAAACAACACCAGUAGUCUUUAGAAGCUGAAUAUGGUAAAGCAAUCUGAGGCUUAUUACAUUGGUGGUUACCCCAGAAGUUUGUACCCUGGGUAGGGCAGCUUUACCUUUCAUUAUAAUCUUCUUUUAUUAUAUGGAAUUUUGACAUUGGAAAUGACAUAGACAUUACUAAACCCAGAUUUAUUGUACAAGGCAUUAUUCCCAAGUACAGUAACAUUCUGAUGUUUGUGUAUCAUUGGAUUGGUGCAGAUAAAGACUUCUAAACAAAAUACUGCUUAUGUACUAGGAAUGUUAUUACAAUCAUUUCUUGUUGUUUGGUUGUAACUUACAACUUAUUACACAUUUAAAUAUAUAUAUAUAUACAUAUACAU
Molecule: messenger RNA, 1720 nt
Organism: Xenopus tropicalis (tropical clawed frog)
Lineage: Eukaryota; Metazoa; Chordata; Amphibia; Anura; Pipidae
Product: P2X purinoceptor 7-like
Exons: 5
Coding region: 401-883 (160 amino acids)
Source: RefSeq, a predicted model, not a curated record